Ylistrum balloti is the source of this 2706-nucleotide messenger RNA. Its product is annotated as cell surface glycoprotein 1-like. The record is from RefSeq and is a predicted model, not a curated record. Bases 1 to 2706 code for a protein of 901 amino acids. NCBI's taxonomy places the organism in Eukaryota, Metazoa, Mollusca, Bivalvia, Pectinida, Pectinidae. The transcript has a single exon.
AUGGUGGACCUAUCGGCCCCACAUCCUUUGUCAGAACCUACAGUAGAGCUAUCGGCCCCUCGUCCUUUGUCAGAACCUACGGUGGAGCUAUCGGCGCCUCAUUCUUUAUCAGAACCUAUGGUUGACCUAUCGGCCCCACAUCCUUUGUCAGAACCUACGGUAGAGCUAUCGGCCCCUCAUCCUUUGUCAGAACCUACGGUGGAGCUAUCGGCCCCUCAUCCUUUGUCAGAACCUACGGUAGAGCUAUCGGCCCCUCGUCCUUUGUCAGAACCUACGGUGGAGCUAUCGGCCCCUCAUCCUUUGUCAGAACCUAUUGUAGAGCUAUCGGCCCCUCAUCCUUUGUCAGAACCUAUGGUGGACCUAUCGGCCCCACAUACUUUGUCAGAACCUACGGUAGAGCUAUCGGCCCCUCAUCCUUUGUCAGAACCUACGGUAGAACUAUCGGCCCCUCAUCCUUUGUCAGAACCUAUGGUGGACCUAUCGGCCCCACAUCCUUUGUCAGAACCUACGGUAGAGCUAUCGGCCCCUCAUCCUUUGUCAGAACCUACGGUAGAGCUAUCGGCCCCUCAUCCUUUGUCAGAACCUACGGUGGAGCUAUCAGCCCCUCAUCCUUUGUCAGAACCUAUGGUGGACCUAUCGGCCCCACAUCCUUUGUCAGAACCUACUAGAGCUAUCGGCCCCUGGUCCUUUGUCAGAACCUACGGUGCCCCUCAUUCUUUUUCAGAACCUAUGGUGGACCUAUCGGCCCCACAUCCUUUGUCAGAACCUACGGUAGAGCUAUCGGCCCCUCGUCCUUUGUCAGAACCUACGGUGGAGCUAUCGGCCCCUCAUCCUUUGUCAGAACCUACGGUAGAGCUAUCGGCCCCUCAUCCUUUGUCAGAACCUACGGUGGAGCUAUCGGCCCCAUAUCCUUUGUCAGAACCUAUGGUGGACCUAUCGGCCCCACAUCCUUUCAGAACCUCAGAGCUAUCGGCCCCUCGUCCUUUGUCAGAACCUACGGUGGAGCUAUCGGCCCCUCAUCCUUUGUCAGAACCUACGGUGGAGCUAUCAGCCCCUCGUCCUUUGUCAGAACCUACGGUGGAGCUAUCGGCCCCUCAUCCUUUGUCAGAACCUACGGUAGAGCUAUCGGCCCCUCAUCCUUUGUCAGAACCUAUUGUAGAGCUAUCGGCCCCUCAUCCUUUGUCAGAGCUAUCGGCCCCUCAUCCUUUGUCAGAACCUACGGUGAACCUAUCGGCCCCACAUCCUUUGUCAGAACCUACGGUAGAGCUAUCGGCCCCUCAUCCUUUGUCAGAACCUACGGUAGAGCUAUCGGCCCCUCGUCCUUUGUCAGAACCUACGUUGAAGAUAGACCCCUCAUCCUUUGUCAGAACCUAUGGUGGACCUAUCCCUCAUCCUUUGUCAGAACCUACGGUAGAGCUAUCGGCCCCUCAUCCUUUGUCAGAACCUACGGUGGAGCUAUCAGCCCCUCAUCCUUUGUCAGAACCUAUGGUGGACCUAUCGGCCCCACAUCCUUUGUCAGAACCUACAGUAGAGCUAUCGGCCCCUCGUCCUUUGUCAGAACCUACGGUGGAGCUAUCGGCGCCUCAUUCUUUGUCAGAACCUAUGGUGGACCUAUCGGCCCCACAUCCUUUGUCAGAACCUACGGUAGAGCUAUCGGCCCCUCGUCCUUUGUCAGAACCUACGGUGGAGCUAUCGGCCCCUCAUCCUUUGUCAGAACCUACAGUAGAGCUAUCGGCCCCUCAUCCUUUGUCAGAACCAAUGGUGGACCUAUCAGCCCCACAUCCUUUGUCAGAACCUACGAUAGAGCUAUCGACCACUCAUCCUUUGUCAGAACCUACGGUGGAGCUAUCAGCCCCUCAUCCUUUGUCAGAACCUAUGGUGGACCUAUCGGCCCCACAUCCUUUGUCAGAACCUACAGUAGAGCUAUCGGCCCCUCGUCCUUUGUCAGAACCUACGGUGGAGCUAUCGGCGCCUCAUUCUUUGUCAGAACCUAUGGUGGACCUAUCGGCCCCACAUCCUUUGUCAGAACCUACGGUAGAGCUAUCAGCCCCUCAUCCUUUGUCAGAACCUACGGUGGAGCUAUCGGCCCCAUAUCCUUUGUCAGAACCUACAGUAGAGCUAUCGGCCCCUCGUCAUUUGUCAGAACCUACGGUGGAGCUAUCGGCCCCUCAUCCUUUGUCAGAACCUACGGUAGAGCUAUCGGCCCCUCAUCCUUUGUCAGAACCUACGGUAGAGCUAUCGGCCCCUCAUCCUUUGUCAGAACCUAUUGUAGAGCUAUCGGCCCCUCAUCCUUUGUCAGAACCUACGGUGGACCUAUCGGCCCCACAUCCUUUGUCAGAACCUACGGUAGAGCUAUCGGCCCCUCAUCCUUUGUCAGAACCUACGGUGGAGCUAUCGGCCCCUCGUCCUUUGUCAGAACCUACGGUGGAGCUAUCGGCCCCUCAUCCUUUGUCAGAACCUACGGUGGAGCUAUCGGCCCCUCAUCCUUUGUCAGAACCUACGGUAGAGCUAUCGGCCCCUCAUCCUUUGUCAGAACCUAUUGUAGAGCUAUCGGCCCCUCAUCCUUUGUCAGAACCUACGGUGAAGAUAUUGAGUCCCCAUCCUUUGUCAGAACCUACGGUAGAGCUAUCGGCCCCUCAUCCUUUGUCAGGACCUACGGUAGAGCUAUCGGCCCCUCAUCUUUUGUCAGAACCUAUAUUCUUAUAG